AUGCCGGCAACAGGAAAUGCGCUACCAGAAAGUGGGGAGAUCGUGGAGGAUGACGUCGCCUUGGCCGACUUGCGCGCGUCCUUGAAACAACUGCUGCAGGAGAACAAGCAUCUGAAAGCAGAGGUGGAGGAUGUACGCAGACUGAACAGCUGGGCAGCCGAGCUUCUUGAUCCCGCCCCUGACCUCAUCGAUGCGGAGCCAACCGUGAUUCCAGAUCAACCGAUGGCCCCACCCUCCCCCACCCCUGCUCAGCCCCGUCCAAUCCUCAAGCGUGUCAGGCAGACUUGA
This is a messenger RNA of Coccomyxa subellipsoidea C-169, 288 nucleotides long. RefSeq lists its product as hypothetical. NCBI's taxonomy places the organism in Eukaryota, Viridiplantae, Chlorophyta, Trebouxiophyceae, Coccomyxaceae. The transcript has 2 exons. The record is from RefSeq and is a predicted model, not a curated record. Bases 1 to 288 code for a protein of 95 amino acids.